ACUGGGGGGAAGGCGGAGAGCCGGUUGGGGGAAGCGGAAGAUCGGAGGCGGGAGCCGCGGAUACGCGGUUCCUGAAAGAUCAGAGGAUUUAUUGCCAGUGGAGGAGAUGCUGGAAUACCCCGGACGAUGCUCCCAAAUGUUAGGGAUAAUCAUGGGCCAGACAGGCAAGAAAUCGGAGAAGGGACCAGUGUGCUGGAGGAAGCGGGUGAAAUCUGAGUAUAUGCGCUUGCGGCAACUCAAACGGUUCAGGCGAGCGGAUGAAGUAAAGAGUAUGUUUAAUACAAAUCGACAAAAAAUUCUAGAGCGUACUGAGAUUUUAAACCAAGAAUGGAAACAACGAAGAAUACAACCUGUGCACAUUAUGACCUCUGUCGGCUCCCUACGGGGGACAAGAGAAUGCUCUGUGAUUAGUGACUUGGAUUUUCCAAAACAAGUCAUCCCUCUUAAAACACUGAAUGCUGUAGCCUCUGUGCCUAUCAUGUACUCUUGGUCUCCCCUUCAGCAAAAUUUUAUGGUGGAAGAUGAAACCGUAUUGCAUAAUAUUCCUUACAUGGGUGAUGAAGUACUGGACCAAGACGGGACUUUUAUCGAGGAACUGAUCAAAAACUAUGAUGGAAAGGUCCAUGGAGACAGGGAGUGCGGCUUUAUUAAUGAUGAAAUAUUUGUGGAGCUCGUCAAUGCCCUGGGUCAGUAUAGUGAUUAUGAUGAUGACGAUGAUGAGGAUGAUGGAGAUGACAAUCGGGAUGAUGAGCAGGAUGAUAAAGUAAAGGAUCAGGAAGACAGUAUGGAUGCAGACAAGGUGUCGGGACUGCCACGCAAGUUUCCUUCGGAUAAAAUAUUUGAAGCUAUAUCCUCCAUGUUUCCAGAUAAGGGGACGACAGAGGAGCUGAAAGAAAAAUACAAGGAAUUAACAGAGCAACAGUUACCCGGUGCUCUACCUCCAGAGUGCACCCCCAAUAUUGAUGGACCAAAUGCAAAAUCUGUGCAGAGGGAGCAGAGUCUUCAUUCAUUCCAUACUCUGUUCUGUAGGCGAUGUUUCAAGUAUGACUGUUUUUUGCAUCCGUUUCAUGCCACUCCGAACACCUACAAGAGAAAAAAUAAUGAAGGUGCAAAUGAUGGAAAACCUUGUGGACCUCACUGUUACCAACUUUUGCCGAGUUACUGCAGGGGAUCAUGGGAUCAUAUGUUUUUGACAGCUGCUGAAGACCCCACAGUCUCUUCAAAGGACGGAGCAAAGGAAUUUGCUGCAGCAUUGACAGCAGAGAGGAUAAAAACUCCACCAAAACGCCCAGGUGGUCGCCGAAGAGGUAGACUUCCUAACAGCACCAGCAGACCUAGCACGCCAACAGUCAAUGUGUCAGAAUCCAAAGACACAGAUAGUGACAGGGAAGCUGGCACUGAAACCAGCGGGGAGAGCAAUGAUAAGGAGGAAGAGGAGAAGAAAGACGAGACCUCAAGCUCUUCUGAAGCAAAUUCUCGUUGCCAAACACCAGUCAAGAUGAAGCCAAAUAUUGAGCUUCCUGAGAAUGUAGAUUGGAGUGGAGCUGAAGCCUCUCUGUUUAGAGUCCUCAUUGGCACCUAUUAUGACAACUUCUGUGCAAUUGCAAAGCUGAUUGACACAAAGACGUGUCGGCAGGUGUACGAGUUCAGAGUGAAGGAAUCUAAUAUCAUAGCUCCAGUCCUUGAGGAGGAUGUAGACACACCACCGAGGAAGAAGAAACGGAAACACAGACUGUGGGCUGCACACUGCAGGAAAAUACAGUUGAAAAAAGAUGGCUCCUCUAAUCAUGUUUACAAUUACCAGCCUUGUGAUCACCCCCGCCAGCCCUGUGACGGCUCCUGUCCCUGUGUGAUUGCACAGAAUUUCUGUGAGAAGUUCUGCCAGUGUAGCUCUGAGUGCCAAAACAGAUUUCCUGGAUGUCGCUGUAAAGCACAGUGCAACACCAAGCAGUGUCCUUGUUACCUCGCUGUGCGGGAGUGUGACCCAGACUUGUGUCUCACCUGUGGAGCUGCUGAUCACUGGGACAGCAAAAAUGUGUCAUGCAAGAACUGCAGCAUUCAGCGGGGAUCCAAAAAGCAUUUGCUAUUGGCUCCAUCUGAUGUGGCUGGCUGGGGGAUUUUCAUUAAAGACCCUGUGCAGAAGAACGAGUUCAUUUCGGAGUACUGUGGAGAGAUCAUAUCUCAGGACGAAGCAGAUCGAAGAGGCAAAGUGUAUGAUAAGUACAUGUGUAGCUUCCUCUUCAACUUGAACAAUGAUUUUGUAGUUGAUGCAACUCGCAAAGGCAACAAAAUUCGUUUUGCAAACCAUUCUGUGAAUCCAAACUGCUAUGCAAAAGUAAUGAUGGUGAACGGAGACCAUAGAAUAGGCAUAUUUGCAAAAAGAGCCAUUCAGACAGGCGAAGAACUCUUCUUUGAUUACAGAUAUAGCCAAGCUGAUGCUCUAAAAUAUGUGGGUAUUGAGAGAGAAAUGGAAAUCCCUUGAUUCACCAGCUACCUCCUCUUGCAACCCAUGCCUUACCUUCUUCAGGAAUUUCUAAUACUGGCGCAAUUUUAGCUACAAAUAAAAAAAAAUGCGAGUUGAAGUUCUGAAUUUACUGAGUACUGUAUAAGUAAUUUAUAGAGAUGAAAAGAAAUCAGUUGUUCUUUUUGCCAGCUGCAAAAUGUUUUGUACCAGUGAACUUUUGGCAAUAAUGUAUUGUGGUACAUCUCCCACCUCAAAUAAAAUAUACUUGAACUUCUUUA
Messenger RNA from Pseudophryne corroboree (corroboree frog), 2742 nucleotides. RefSeq names its product enhancer of zeste 2 polycomb repressive complex 2 subunit (gene EZH2). The transcript has 22 exons. Gene Ontology annotation, cellular component: nucleus; ESC/E(Z) complex. Gene Ontology annotation, molecular function: chromatin binding; protein binding; histone H3K27 methyltransferase activity. Lineage: Eukaryota; Metazoa; Chordata; Amphibia; Anura; Myobatrachidae. Bases 107 to 2482 code for a protein of 791 amino acids. Gene Ontology annotation, biological process: heterochromatin formation. The record is from RefSeq and is a predicted model, not a curated record.